Molecule: messenger RNA, 5268 nt
Organism: Pocillopora meandrina
Lineage: Eukaryota; Metazoa; Cnidaria; Anthozoa; Scleractinia; Pocilloporidae
Source: the annotation of a GenBank genome assembly
UAUUUAAACACACUAUCAUUUGUCUCACGACUAGAUAAGCUGGAGGGAGAUAUCAAGCUGUCACUAAAUGUAGAGUCACUUGUCGCAGGUGGCGUGGAAAAGGACAAGAAGAAAGAACCCUACGAGAAGGGAGCUGUCACCAACAAGAUAUAUCUGUGGACAAAUGGCAUCGUGCCUUAUGUUAUUGACUCAGCAUUUGGUAAGAUGCCAUCAGGAAUUCCAGAGUAAAGAAGCCUUUUUCCCUUUGUGGCGAAUCAAAGAGUAUUUCUUGAUGGUCGGUCGUAUACGUAAUUGUUAUCUUUUUAGAGACCGAGCCAAAGGGAGGGUUUGAGGGUCCUGGGGCCUGGACCCCUCCUUUUUUGUUAGAUUUGAGAUUUGUUAGAUUUUGGUUGCGCCACGUUAGAUGUUACCUAGGCCCCCCCCCCCGGUUUUGUCAUAUUCUAAUGACCCACCCUCAUUGGCAAUCAAUUUUCAAUACUCUCCCCUUUAUACUCUGUUUUAGACGAAUUAAUCUCACCCUCUGUUCGCUCUGCAAACCAUGCGAUCCUCCCCCAAAAAAGAUACUUCCCCCCCUUUCCCGCGAUAAAUAUUUACUGUUCCCUUACUAUCAUGGGGAACGAGUUGUACUCUGAGCGGUACCUUCUCCCAGCAGUAUAUUUCCCACAGAAAUUGUUUGCAUUUUUUUUGUGAAUAUUGUAACUAGGCUUGCUGAAAUGUGUUUGGUUUUUCUAGGUAGGUACUCAAGCGACAGUCAAGCCAUAAAAGACGCAAUAGCUUCUGUAGAACAGAUCUCCUGUGUACGUUUCAAAACAAGGACAAACGAGCAGUAUUACAUAAAGUUUGUCAGGGGAAAUGGGUAGGUGCAAAGUAUAAUCAACACUGAAAACAGCCGUGACCAAAACAGAAGGCACAAAAAAACAACAACAGAAACAACAUUAACAACUUUGAAAUGAUAACUUUCCUCAGCGUACACACUCUAGCGGAUCCCCAUACCUAAGAAACUCGCAAAACUUGUCGACGGCAAAGUGACUUUAAUUAAUAAGAAAAUUCUUUAUCUUCGUGUGUUUCAUUGACUGGUUAUUUGAUUUCUAGUCUAAUCUAGUAUUUCAAUGACCAGGAAGUGGCCACCCUGAUGAUAAUUUCCUUCGUCAGGAUCAAGAAAUAAGACACAUCCAAAUGUUAUUCGACUGCAUGUCAUUCCGAACCCAAUGCACAUCAUCCAUUAGUGAGAUGCCGGACUGUAGCGCACAGUGGUCUCAAUCUUCAAAUUUCAUUCUGUCCCGCCAACUCCAAUUACUCUUAAAGAACGAUGAAACAAACAUUCCUUCCAUUUUUCAAUUCAACCGACAUCAAAACAAUACCAUGACGUCAAGUUCGCCUGACACGGACACUUCGUUUGAAACAAGGUCGUACUAUUGUCGUGCGGUAUGGCAAUCGUGUCAAAUAGUCGUGCCACACUUGACAUGGUUUGGUGACUUCAAUGGUUUCAAACGUCGUGCCAUUGCCAUUCUUACAUUGAGUUUAACCAUUGCAACGGUGUGAGGUUUGGAACAGACCCAAACUACUAUCACAUAUUUUACACUCAUCCUAAAAUCGCUGGAAUCAUCAUAACUUUAUGAGAGUAAUUACCUAAACAGUAGGUUAUAUUUUACUUAAGGUUUUCAGCAUAAAAAUAUAUAUACUCGCCUCAUUAAGUGAUUUACUCGUUCAGCGUUUUGAGAACCAACGUCCCAACUGCAGUUAAUAGACAAAAAUAGCAGCUGAAUAUUGAGUCAUAUUUUAACCAUUUAACAAAUCGAGAUUAAGGGAUGGAAAUAGGAAGUAAGUAUAAAAGGGCUCAUAGGCAAUUAAUACCACGACAUUUUAUGAUAAUAAAUAUUAAUAAUGAAUGUUUUCUAUUUGUAUGAUAACCAGCUGCUGGUCCUACGUUGGUCAAGUGCACAUGUCUGGAGGUCAGCCACUCAGUAUUGGAACAGGAUGUGGUUUUAUUGCAACGGUAUUACAUGAACUCAUGCAUGCCCUGGGAUUUUUCCAUACCAGUUCACGUCAUGACCGCGACUCAUAUGUUGUCGUUAUUUCUAAAAAUAUCAUGAAAGGUAAAUAUAUAAAGGGGGUAAGUUUCUAAAGAAACUGUGUUGUUGCGUCGUUGGGAGGCUAUAACAGGGUAAUUCAGUUUUAUCAGCUGAGUUGAUAAAGUAAAUUGGCUACCGUAAAGAGUUUGAAACUUGUCGUUUCGAGCGUUAGCCCUUUGUAAUUCUCUGACGAAGGGGCUAACGUCAGCUUUAAAACUCUUUACGGUGGCCAAUUUACGUUAUCAACUCAGUUGAUAACACUAAAUUACUCAGAGGUUUUCGUUCUCUGUCUAUAAAAGCGCAAAUAAAAUACUUGGACAAAAUUUCGCCAUGGUUACCUCACCGGCUUGAUUAAUAUUUGAUGAUCGCUGUGGUUUUUCAAAAACUCUAUUGGUAACCCAUAAAAGUUAUGAGCCUAACACUUUCUUUUCUUUACAGGCUAUGAAGCAAAUUUUAAAAAAUAUAACCAUGGUAUUGUAGAUAGGCUGGAAGCACCGUAUGAUAUGACGUCUCUGAUGCACCUGCCAAGGAACGCCUUUAGUAAAAAUGGUCUGAACACUCUGGAAGCACGUGCUGGACCAAACGUGCCAUUAGGAAGAAGAGAUCGACUGUCUGAAAUUGAUAAGGCCCAGCUGAAUUCACUAUAUAGCUGCACAGGCUACCCAAGUUAGUCAAUGUUCACGCCGUCCGUUUCCCAUUUUAGUUGGGGAAUUGCAUGUCAGAUAGCAAAGGAAUGUGUGCGAGUGUGAUUAUAGGCAAACGGAAAGUAAUUACAUCAGGAAAUUGGAGCUUUAAUUCACAUCACAACGAACUAAUGAGAACUCCGAAGGGUCUUUUAAAAGCGUUGAAAAAUGCAGUUGACCAAGUUUUGAACUCAAAUCACUGAGCGUAUGUGGUGCGAAUUUGUUUCCUGUUCUUUUUCUUGAAUAAAACAAACCAAAAUGGCAUAGAUCGAGUCCGUGAAUAUAAUCAGUCAGCAUGAAAUCCUGGGUUAACCUCAUUUCACUUCAAGGAAAAAAUUUUUCAGUGUGAAAUGAAGGCGUUUAAUCAUGUCCAUGCGCCUUUGGUCUCCAGUGCUUGUAUAUUUCUGUUGAGCGAAGCUAACUUGCAUCCCCCUUGUGAAGCCUCCAUUGAUUGCAAAUUAUAUAUUUUUAUUAUUGUUACAAAAGCACCCGUUUUUUAAAUAAUUCUAGAAUGUUACGACAUUUUCUGUAAAUUUUAUACAUACUGUUCCACACUGUAAGCAUGCGAAGAGAGAAACAUGUAACGCAUGCAACUUGCAUGUUGGGCAUCCUAUUGUGUGGUCUGAUUGAUUUUUCAAGCAGUCUCUUUAUUCCCCGGAUAGAUUGUUACAAGGCGUUCGGUAUGGAGUCUUUUAAAAUCCCCGACUCCAAAAUAACAGCCAGUUCGUAUAAAAUGUAUCACGAACCUCAUCAGGCCAGGCUACAUAUGCAAGCCAGCGCUUCUGGGGACGGUGCUUGGUGCGCUGGUCAGAAUCUACACCAAGGAGAAUGGCUACAGGUACAUGAUUCACAUCACACAAUCUAGCAAUUUGUGAAAAAGUACAUUUUGAAUGAUUAACCCGCAGGGAAUGUUAGCUACGAAGACUAUACGAAGAGGCAGUGGCCAAAUUGUUUGUGCCUAAGAAUUAAGACAAAGUCUGAUUCGAGCCCUAGUCGAAAUCAUUCCUUUUGUGUUUUAGUAGACUACAAAGCAUCUUGUACUCUGGAAGUGCCUAUCCUUCUUCAAGAUUAUGGAGUGGUGUAGGCGAGUUCUCUUUAAAGUCUGACGAAACUGUAGGGCUGUGGGCAGCCUAAGUGGUUUAGUUCUUAUAUAACAGCACUUACAGUUACAGAUUAAUACCAAAACUUCGCUUGGACUAACACCCUAUCUAAAACAUUUGCAAUACUCUAUAGUCGUUAGAUGGUACGGACGUGGGAUUAACUCCCACAGUUUAAGGCAGAGGUUUCACCCUGCAUGCUGGUGAUUUUAUGUGCCUCCUUAAGACCUGAGAGGCGAGGACGCGAACGGUUUGGAACUAAUUUCUCCUAAUUUUUCCUUUCUAAACCUCUCGCAUCUUCACCACUCGUGUUUUUGGCUCCGCCACCCAGCGUUUCAAAGCAAAUUCAAAACAGCUGGCCACGCAGAAUUUAUGACUUCACCAGGAUUUAUCAACACCCAGUUUUACAACGCUUAAAGAGGAGCAGUGAAAUCCGCAAAUUUAAAAAAUGAAUAUUUUGUUGUCCUUUUAGCUGAAUUAAUUCUCUGGCCUGAUAUGUGUUCUCAUUUUUUUUAUUUUGAUUCAGGUGGACCUUGAAGGAAAAAAAGUUGUAACAGGAAUUGCAACCCAGGGGAAAUUGGGUCUGUUCGUCAACGCGUGGACAACAUUCCUUGAAUUACGGUACAGCUUGGACCAAAACACAUGGUAUCCAGGAUUUAACGGCCAGGUAAACCGUCAGGGUGAAAAUAGCCAGACUAAAUAUAUCUUGUACUUUAAAAGCCAUGUUCCUAGAAUAUCCGUAAAACCAGGUCCAUAUCGGUACGUACAAGUUUGACCAUCAAUUUUAGAUCACUAUUUAGAAUAAGUUCCAUCCUGUUUCUUUUGAUUUAUUUGCUACUGUUAGGUGUUUCACCAGGCAAAGGAUUUCUUCAAGGUUCAAUCUAUUUAAAGCAAUUCUCUAAACGUUUCUAAAAGUGUCUCCUCUAAUAUCUAUGUGCUUGCCAUUAAUCUACACGCGUCACGUGUCCAAGUAUGCCCUAACGAAAGAUUAUUAAAAAAAAAAGGAAUAUUGGAGAAUACUUUAUUCUUGGUUAUUACCUUGGAAGCUCACAAAGAAUUUUCCUUGAUGGGGAAUGGCUUCUCUUGCGUACUCGAGUGACAUGUCACAUUCAGACAUUCAGUUCAAAAGAGGACUAAAAGAAUGAACAUAAAAUUCAAAGUCAUUUGUUAUGAUAAAGAUUGCAUGUGUGCAAAAUCGAUCGUUCAUGUACAGAAGUAACCUUCAUCCAUGCCUAUUUUGACAACUUAAUUUAUAUACAUUAUUUUCAGUUAAUUUCUGCAAACUUUGACAUGAAUUCGGUUCAAUAUAAUCGAGCGCCAAAGCCUUUCACCGCACGCUACGUGCGAUUUGAACCGAUGUUUUGGUACAACGAGAUUUGUCUCAGGGUGGAAAUAUACGGCUGUGACGGUGAGUAA